AUGUUUACGCAUACCGCACCAGCAAUCCUGCUCGGAGUCCUUAGCACUGCAAACCUCGUCGCCGCCAAUCCCCCCGGCCCACCAUACUUCUCCACAUUCCAAUACCAAUUCGCUCCGGCGAUAGACUUCGAACCCAGCUACGACUUCUGCAUUGUCGGGGGCGGUACCGCCGGUCUAGUCCUCGCAAACCGUCUGACCGAAAGCGGCAAGCACAAUGUCAUCGUCUUCGAAGGCGGACCAACUCCAGACACCAAUCCGACCUCUCUCACCGGCGGUGCAAACCCAUAUCUCCUCAACGGAGCCCGGAGCUUGGUGGACUAUAACUUUGUUACUCAACCGCAGCGGAACCUGAACAAUCGCUCGUUGCCCUACCACCGUGGGCGAUGUCUGGGUGGCAGCAGCGCGACGAAUGGCUUUUUCUACGGUCUUGGAAGCAAGGCGGUGUACGAUCAGUGGGAGUUGGACGGGAACCCGGGAUGGAAUUGGGCGAACAUCUCCGCGGCAGCGAAGAGGGGAACAAUGUUUGUGGGGAACCCGAAUAAUACUAAUGACAACACUUAUAUGACUUGGGAUCCGGAGAAUUAUGGCACGGAGGGGCCGUUGAAGGUCGGGUUUCAAGGCUUUGUUCCUGCUUCGAAUCCAGCCUUCAUGAAUGCAACGAGCGCCAUUGGUGUUGGCGUAGUGCACGAUCAGAACGGUGGAAGCCCUACGGAUUCGGGCGAACAGGAGGCCACGGGGCUCACGUUCGUCGAGGGAGCCAUCUGGCACAAUAUCUCCUGCUCAAAGGAGGUCAUCCUCUCGGCUGGUGCUUUUCACAGUCCAUAUCUCCUCAAGCAAUCCGGUAUCGGUCCACGGGACGAAUUGGAGGAACACGAGAUCCCUGUUCGUGUCGAGAAUGAGCAUGUCGGACAUCACAUGCAGGACCACACGGCUUUCAGUGUCAUCUACUCCAUCAAGCCGGAAUUCGCUCACAUUGCCAGCACGACCGAGAAGAACAACGACCUCACCCUUUUGAACGAGCAACAACGCUCAUUCUACAACACCUCCGAUCCCCACGAGAGGGCAAAGAGCAGAUGGUCCGCCGUCUCCGGUACCAAUGCAUUCCAAGAGAUCUGCUCUGAGGACUUGAAAGAGUUUGGCGCUGGCGCUGUCAUCGACGCCGGUCUCGUUAGUCAAGCUCACAACGAGAUCAUGUACGAGGGCGGGUGGUAUCCGUUCUUUUCGAACAAGUACGGCAAACCGCGGAGGAAUACAUCCUAUGUUUCCUUGACGGUGUCGAAUAUGGCGGCGCUUUCGCAAGGCAGCGUGACAGUGGGGAACAACAUGCCGCUCGGCGAUCCGGUCAUUGAUCCGAAUUAUCUCAACCACACGGCCGAUAUAGCCAUGGCCAUCCAAGGCUUGAAGUAUGUGCGGAAGAUUGGCCAGCAUCCCGACUGGCAGAAGUGGGUCGCGGAAGAAGUGGCGCCGGGUCCUGGUGUGCAGACUGACGAGGAGAUUCUUGAAUACGUCAAGACCGUCAUGAUCCCGAACUGGCAUGCCGCCAGUACUUGUCGCAUGCUUCCCAAGGAGAAAGGCGGUGUGGUCGAUUCGCAUCUUCGAGUUUACGGGACGAAACGCCUGCGAGUCUGCGAUGUCUCGACCCUCGGUCGUCUACCGGACAUCAACCUCCAGGGAUCUGUCUAUGCGGUGGCGGAACAUGGCGCGCGGAUCAUACGAGAGGAAUAUGGUGAUCUCUGA
Molecule: messenger RNA, 1737 nt
Organism: Zymoseptoria tritici IPO323
Lineage: Eukaryota; Fungi; Ascomycota; Dothideomycetes; Mycosphaerellales; Mycosphaerellaceae
Product: glucose-methanol-choline oxidoreductase
Exons: 6
Coding region: 1-1737 (578 amino acids)
Biological process (GO): secondary metabolite biosynthetic process
Molecular function (GO): flavin adenine dinucleotide binding; oxidoreductase activity, acting on CH-OH group of donors
Source: RefSeq, a predicted model, not a curated record